Phaedon cochleariae (mustard beetle) is the source of this 814-nucleotide messenger RNA. Lineage: Eukaryota; Metazoa; Arthropoda; Insecta; Coleoptera; Chrysomelidae. The record is from the annotation of a GenBank genome assembly.
GUCAUAUUGACGCUUGUCAUACGUACCUUGUGAAUUUUUCACCAUCCCACGUCCAAACCGAGAUCGCCCAGAGGAUCAUCGCACCAAAUAAGUGAUGUCUAAAGGAAAUGGGUGGCGUUACUUCGCCCCAUUCGAAGUCGUCAUCCACAACUGUCCCGAAGACUGCUGGGUCUCCUUCUUGGGCAAAGUGUUCGACGUCACGCCACUCGUCCAGAAGCAUGCAGGAGAGAGAUGUGUUCAACCGUUGCUGGCGAUGGCCGGGAAAGACAUCUCGAGUUGGUUUGACGAGAGGACGGGGGAUAUUCAACAUUACGUCCACCCUGUAACCGGGUGCAGAGUGCCAUAUUGCCCGCACGGGCCUAUUCCGGACGUGCCGGAACAAGUCCCCACCAGUGACUGGAGGCCUCUGGAUAGGCCGCCUUGGUGGGACGAUGAAAGGUAUCAAGUGGGUUUACUCACAAAACGAGUUCGACCCUUGAGAAUUAUCAAUAUGGUGUGCCCUUUCAAUCAAGAAGUGCAACUGAAUGUAUGUUCUGAAGAUACUUUCAUUAGAAUCGAAGAGAGAUAUUUGCUUUUCAACAGUGACGCCGCUAGUUACACAUGGAGGUACACCAAUAGAAACAUCAAUAUGAACAAAACCCUUGAUGAAAAUGGCAUACUGGACGAGAGAGAUACAUUCACUGAUCUAGGAUUGCCUCAAAAUUACUAUAUCCCGAGCGUUUUUCUAUACUACAACGAUGAUCUGAAAUAUUUCGAUUUUGAUGAUGAUGACUGUGAACCUGUGGAGUAUUAAAUUCUCGAGGAGAUGAAACAA